UCUCAGCAGCUACUGUUCCCCGUGGUUCUCCGUUUCUACACUCGGCCUCACUGUACACCAUCAGAUACUCUUCUCGACGGGGUUGAAAUGUUACAUUUUCGGUCAACUGUCGCGCUCAAGGAGUUAUUUCAAACCCAGCUGAAGCGUCCGAUGACAUGCAGAGUUGGUGUUGCAGCAGCCACCGCAACCUCCGCCUGCUUCAGCACCGUUAGUUUGGAUGGGAGGUCGCCGGGGAGAGGGAAGGCGUUUGCCGGGUGGAGAGCCCCGCCGCACCUCACCAGAAGGCACGGCGUCAGAGACUUUUGCUCCAAAGGUGACGGCCAUAAUGAAGCCGCCAAGGACUCCUCAGCAGAGAAGAGAAGGAAGGCAGGCAUCCUGCCCAGCCUGGAGGACCUGCUCUUCUAUACCAUCGCAGAGGGCCAGGAAAAAAUCCCUGCACACAAAUUCACCACAGCUCUUAAAGCCACGGGGCUUCGCACAGGAGACCCUCGGCUGAAAGAAUGUAUGGAAAUGCUGAAGGUGACUUUGAAGACGACCUCUGACGGAGCGCUGGACCGACACCUCUUCAAGAAAUGUGUCCAGAGCAACAUUGUUCUGCUCACCCAGGCCUUCAGGAAGAAGUUUGUCAUCCCAGAUUUCCAGUCCUUCUGUGCCCACAUAGAUGACCUCUAUGACAAUGCUAAAAACAUGUCUGGAGGGCAGGUGGCUGACUACAUUCCCCAGCUGGCCCGCUUCAGCCCAGACCUGUGGGCUGUCGCCCUGUGCACCGUCGAUGGACAGAGACACACUGUCGGUGACACCAAGGUCCCUUUCUGUCUGCAGUCUUGUGUUAAGCCGCUGAAAUAUGCCAUCGCCGUUCACGACCACGGCACCGAGUAUGUGCACCGCUUCAUUGGCAAAGAGCCCAGCGGUCUGCGAUUCAACAAGCUCUUCCUGAACGAGGAGGAUAAACCACACAACCCCAUGGUUAAUGCUGGCGCUAUCGUCUGCACCUCGCUCAUUAAGCAAGGGGCAAGCAAUGCUGAAAAAUUUGAUUAUGUCAUGAACUUUAUGAACAAACUGGCAGGAAAUGAGUACGUGGGCUUCAGCAACGCCACUUUCCAGUCAGAGCGAGAGUCUGGAGACAGAAACUUUGCCAUCGGCUACUACCUGAAGGAGAAGAAGUGUUUUCCGGAGGGCACAGACAUGACCUCCAUCCUCGACUUCUACUUCCAGCUGUGCUCCAUCGAGGUGACCUGUGAGAGCGCCAGCGUCAUGGCGGCGACUCUGGCCAACGGCGGCUUCUGUCCAAUCACAGGAGAGCGUGUGCUGAGCCCCGAGGCGGUGCGAAACACUCUGAGUCUCAUGCAUUCCUGCGGCAUGUAUGACUUCUCAGGACAGUUCGCUUUCCAUGUUGGUCUGCCGGCUAAAUCUGGUGUCGCUGGCGGGAUUCUGCUGGUUGUUCCAAACGUGAUGGGCAUCAUGUGUUGGUCUCCUCCACUCGACAAGCUGGGCAACAGCGUCAGAGGCAUCCAGUUCUGCACGGACCUAGUUUCUCUCUGUAACUUUCACAACUAUGAUAACCUGAGACACUUUGCUAAGAAACUGGAUCCUCGCAGGGAGGGAGGAGACCAGAGGGUGAAGUCAGUGAUCAAUCUGCUGUUUGCUGCUUACACUGGAGACGUCUCAGCCCUGAGGAGGUUUGCGUUGUCCUCCAUGGACAUGGAGCAGAGGGACUACGAUUCCAGGACUGCCCUGCACGUGGCAGCUGCUGAGGGACAUGCUGAGGUGGUUCGCUUCCUGCUGGAGGCCUGUAAAGUCAACCCAGUUCCGAGAGACAGGUGGGGGAACACACCGAUGGACGAAGCGGUCCACUUCGGCCACCACGACGUGGUGACCAUCCUCCGCGACUACCACACCCAGUACAGCCCUCAGGAAACCACGCCCGACAAGCAGAAUGCAGAGAAGAACCUGGACGGCAUGCUGUGAAGGGAAACAGCUGAAGAAGAGAAGCUGGUUGGUUGUGUGUUCAAGAAGUCAGCUCAGUCAACCUGGAUGGGAUGCUGUGAGGGGCGACAGAAGGCCGUUUGCACUUGAGAAAAGAAAUAAAUCUUACAUCAAAACAACUAGAAAGGAAAUUGUAUUAAACAUCACACAUAGAAAACAUGAAAUCAACCCAGACAAAAACUGAAUAUCUGAACAAAAUCCCCUUAGAGACAACUUAGAUGACAGCCCCCUUAAACACAGAGCAGCCACCGUCCCUCCAGUGUAAUCGCACCUCAUCAUGUUAUUAGAUGUUGUUGGUUUUUGUACUGUAUCAGUGUGUGUACUUUGAGUGGGGAAAUAUUUUUAUUUCAUUUCUCCUUCUGUAUUUCGCCAUCAGCUUUGUAGCUUUGUAGGAAGUAAUCAGCCCCCAGUUGAAUGCUGGGUAAAUUCAGGUGCGGCCGGUAAGUCAAUGGACUCUGUUAUUUACUUUCAGAGCGUGGAUUUUACUAUGAAAAGCUGAAAACAGGAAGUCUAGCAGGUGUUACAGACAGUUAAAAACCUUCCUCACAUCAUCAUCACAACGUGGUGGAAUGUAUCUUCCCCAAACACUUUGGUGUGUUUGUGAGUGUGUGUGAUGUUUAUUUAUCUAUUUAAGAUAAACUGUACAGUUUGUGUGUGGAUGUGUGUGUGUGUGGAUGCCUGAGAUGAGGAUAAAUUAGUGUAAAUACGUACAGGUGUAUAGUUGUAGUUCUGUAGUGGAUCAGCUCAAUGAAACAAAGAAAGUUCUCGUCUGUGUGUGAUGUUGAUUUCACUAGGAGAUCACGACUAUGGAAACAGUUUUGAAUAUAGCAUUUAGAUGAAUAUUUACAUUUUUGUUUACUUCAACUGUUGAGUCUUCAACCUUUAAUGCUGGAUAUGAGUUAGAGGCUUUUUGUUUUCUUGUUUUGCUAUCAAAUAGCUGUUUUUGUUUUUACUCCCAAUUUCACCAUUACACCAUAUUCUUUGCUAUUUAUUUUAAUGGUGUAAGCGAGUCAGCCAAAGUUCAGUCUCCUGACCGUUGAAAAUAUUUCACGUUUCUAAAUAUCAGAUGUAACACUGCCAGCACUGACAGUAGCCUCAGUUACUGUAAAGAUCCAACAAUAGAAGAAGUUUGCUUUAUACUUUUUGUUUUGUUUUGUUAGAUUUACGAGUCAAAGGAAUGGCACUCAGCAAUAGAAAAAUACCUCCAGUCCCACAUUCUGCCUUUAUUGUUAUGAACUGCUGGGAAAUACUGAAAAAUAUGUAACAUAAUGAUUGAUAAUUAUUGUCCCAACUGGUUUUCCGUCAUACGUUCAUGCUUUGUAAGCACGCUUAAAUGCUUAAAUUUCAUUCUGUAUGGUAUUAAAAAGGUCUUAAGAAGCAUUAACUUCGUAAAUUGGCAAAAAGGCGUUGACUCCACCACUGGCAGUUACAUCUAAAUUAAGUCCAACAUUAACCCUAAAACAGGAAAAGGAACUGUGCACAGUAUCUGGAAAGAUAAGUUAAAUUCAUGUGAUUUAUCCACAUUACUGUGAUGAGAGACAAAAAAUGUGUGUGUAUCCCAGCCCUCUGAUUGGUUGUCUGCAUGAACACACUGUUGUGCUGCAUGACACAAAAAUCUGACUGUUGCCACUUUAAAAUAUUUUUCUUUGUUGAGUGCACCACUUCCUUUCAUUUCAUGCUGUAACACUUUAUUUUCAUUUUUUUCUGAAAAUGUGUUGAUUGUAAUGUAUCACAUGAAUUAUGAUGGUUUGUAUGUAAACACUUGUUCCUGCAGAGGACUCAGGAAGGUCUCCACAACACAAGUGAAACACUAAAAACAAAGCUGAAGGAGCUUUAUGAUGCAGACGGAUUGUUUUUGUGUUUUAUGUGUCAUGUGCAGAAGAAUCUGUCAUACUUGAUUGAGCAGAUGUUUAAUUUCUCCACAGGUUUUGUGUGUUUGUAGCUUCUUUGAAGUUUGGAUGUUGUUUCUGUACAACAAACUGAACCAGGCAAUCCACAUGUCAAAUUUAGUGCAGUUUUUAUUCCUCUGGUUGGGAUCAGUUUACUGAAAUUAUUUCAAAGUAAUGAAAAGAAGCACAAAACUGUACCUACAAACUGCAUUAUUUGAAGAAGCAAUUAGCAAUAGAAAUGUAAUGAUUGUAAUCAGCAAUAUGGAUUUGUCUUUCCUUUUAAAAUAAAGCGAUCCCAACCGGCAACUCCACUAACUCAGCUGUCGUAGAUAUGAAGUGAUCUGUUGUGAAUGCAGCUGUGACUGAAGUAUUCUGAAUGUAACGUGUUUGGUGUUGUUCUGUCUCCUCCUCAUGUAUAUUUAUGCUGCUUCAGCUCAGUGUUGCAGGCAGUUCAGAUAUUUAUUCACAGAUCAAACAUUUAUUAAAAGCUAUA
Messenger RNA from Chelmon rostratus (copperband butterflyfish), 4368 nucleotides. RefSeq names its product glutaminase a (gene glsa). Gene Ontology annotation, biological process: L-glutamine catabolic process. The record is from RefSeq and is a predicted model, not a curated record. Bases 88 to 1968 code for a protein of 626 amino acids. The transcript is spliced from 18 exons. Gene Ontology annotation, molecular function: glutaminase activity; protein binding. Lineage: Eukaryota; Metazoa; Chordata; Actinopteri; Chaetodontiformes; Chaetodontidae.